Messenger RNA from Pseudozyma flocculosa PF-1, 612 nucleotides. RefSeq lists its product as uncharacterized. The record is from RefSeq and is a predicted model, not a curated record. The coding region runs from base 1 to 612 and encodes 203 amino acids. Gene Ontology annotation, cellular component: endomembrane system; membrane. The transcript is spliced from 3 exons. Lineage: Eukaryota; Fungi; Basidiomycota; Ustilaginomycetes; Ustilaginales; Ustilaginaceae.
AUGUCUGGACUCUUUAGCGGAAUCUUCGGCAGCGAAAGCCAUGUCCCGUCGACGUGGGAAAGGCUCACCACGACGGCAGAACCGCUAUUCACCAACCCGCUCAACCUCGUCCUCCUCUCGAUCCUCAUCUACAUCGCCCUACCACUACUCCUGCCCUCGUCUCCGACCUCGGCCAAAUGGACGCCCACCAUCGCCCAGGCGCGUUCGCACGCCACGGCGCCGUCGGACCGCUACUCGUACCUCCCGCCGCGCCACCCGGACACGGUCGAGUGGAAGCGGUACACGCCGCGCACCCUCGCCCUCUACGACGGCACCGACUCGUCGGCCUCGCCCCGCAUCCUGCUCGCCAUCAACGGCAAAGUCUUUGACGUCACGUCUGGCAAGAACUUUUACGGGCCCGGAGGUCCCUAUGGCAACUUUGCCGGCAGGGACGCGAGCAGGGGCAUGGCUAAGCAGAGCUUUGACCUCGAGAUGAUCACCCCGCUCGAUAGGCCCAUUGACAAGCUCGAGGAUCUUGCGCCCAGCGAAAUCAAGAACAUGAAGGAGUGGGAAGCCAUGUUCACCGGCAAGUACGGCAUCGUCGGAGAGCUCGUCAACGAGGAGGACCUCUGA